UUCCGGCCCGGCCCGGCGACGAGCGGUGAGGGCGAGCAGUGCCUGCUCUUGCAGUGCCUGCUCUCACAGGCAGCUGUUCAAUUAAAACUCUGAUAGCCUCCCCAGAGGUCAAAGACGCUGCAGGUUGAAAGCCUACCGGGGCAGGUAAAGAUGUCUUCGCCCCUUUCCUUCACCUUCUGUGGUAGCACGUGUUCCCUCCUCCUCCAUCAGCACACCACCUGCUCCAAUACCAUUUUGCCACCUUCCCCCCACAACUGUCUCUCCCUGUCCUGGAAGCGAACCAUGAUGUGACUUCCUGCCAUGAAGCCUUUGGUGAAUGCUGUGGGCAAAGCCGGGUUAUCAUCCACAUGUAGAUCCUGCUGUGGGAUUACGACUGGAAAUGUUCCCGAGAGGCACUGGAUAGCCUUUCCUGUUAUUUAGCAACACCAGUUACCUGCUGCCUCCUGGGAAAGUUUCCCAUCCCAGGACUGCUGCUGCUCACAGUGCCUAACAGCUGAUCUCAGCUUGGGGGACAGAGGAACCUGGGGACAUGGAGAAUGAUUGCUUGCCUUUACCCCCUUGGUGCAGCUUCUCCUGGGUCUUUGCCCUCACCAUGUCAAGGAAUGUUAAUGAUGUGUUCCUUCUCCAUUGCCUUCCCCACCUGUCAUCUUGCUAGGAUCUAACUACAGAAUGAACAUAGCAGCUGUGUUUAAUGCCCUGCUCGUGUCUGUCCUCGCUGCUGUGCUGUGGAAAUACAUCAAACUGCGCGAGCAUGCCUCCAUGGUGGAAGAGGAGUUGGUCCUCACACGCCAGUCUCAGGAACUUUCUGAGGUUCAGAUUGACUACCACGCAGCUCUCCAGGCACUGGUGGAGAACGGUACCAGGAUGGUGUGCACUGGCAGGAUGCACACUGACCGCAUCUGCCGCUUUGAGUCCCUCUGCUACUCUACUGAGGCCGAGGAGUUUGUCUACUUUCACAGCAACUCCUCGGUUAUGCUGCCCAACCUGGGCUCACGGAGGUUCCAGCCAGCUCUGCUCGACCUCUCCUCUGUGGAAGAUCACAACACCCAGUACUUCAACUUUGUGGAGCUGCCAGCUGCUGCACUGAAAUUUAUGCCAAAGCCAGUCUUUGUGCCCGAUGUGGCGCUGAUCGCCAACAGGUUCAACCCAGACAACCUGAUGCAUGUCUUUCAUGAUGACCUCCUGCCAAUUUAUUACACCAUGCAGCAGUUCUCUGAUUUAGAUCUGGAGGCACGGCUCUUCUUCAUGGAAGGGUGGAGUGAAGGUGUUCACUUUGACCUCUACAAGUUACUGAGUAACAAGCAGCCGCUCCUCAGGGAGGAGCUUAAAACCCUGGGCAGGCUCCUCUGCUUUACCAAAUCGUAUGUGGGACUGUCCAAAAUCACCACCUGGUACCAGUAUGGAUUUGUCCAGCCACAAGGGCCAAAGGCUAACAUCUUGGUUUCUGGUAAUGAGAUCAGGCAGUUUACCAAAUUCAUGAUGCAGAAACUGAACAUCAGCUUGGAGGAAGGCUCUGGUGAGGAGUACAUCGUGGUGUUCAGUCGAACAAUCAACAGACUUAUCCUAAAUGAGGCAGAACUAAUCCUGGCUCUUGCUCAGGAGUUUCAGAUGAAAACCAUUUCUGUCUCUCUGGAGGAGCAUUCGUUCUCUGACAUCGUCCGGCUGAUCAGCAACGCGUCCAUGCUGCUCAGCAUGCACGGGGCACAGUUAGUCAUGUCACUCUUCCUGCCAAGAGGUGCCACAGUGGUGGAGCUCUUUCCAUAUGCUAUCAACCCCGAACACUAUACCCCUUACAAAACCCUGGCAACCCUUCCUGGCAUGGACCUGCAGUACAUUGCCUGGCAGAACACUGACAGGGAAGACACAGUUACCUACCCGGACAGACCUUGGGAUCAGGGUGGCAUUGCUCAUCUGGACAAGGCUGAGCAAGAGCGCAUCAUUAAGAGCACAGAGGUGCCACGGCACCUCUGCUGCCGCAAUCCCGAGUGGCUGUUCCGUGCCUACCAGGACACAAAGGUGAACAUCCCAUCUCUAAUCCACACAAUUAGGCAGACUGUGAAGUCUAAGCCUGGACCCAAGAAGCAGAAAUGGUCUGGUAGCCUCUACCCUGGCAAAGUGAGGGAUGCCAAGUGUCAGGCCUCUGUCCAGGGCACAAGUGAAGCUAAACUUGCUGUGUCCUGGCAGAUCCCCUGGAAUCUGAGGUAUCUCAAGGUCAGAGAAGUGAAAUACGAAGUGUGGAUACAAGAACAAGGGGAAAACACUUACAUGCCUUAUAUAUUGUCCCAUCAGAAUCACACCUUCUCAGAAAACAUUAAGCCCUUCACGAUAUACCUGGUGUGGAUACGCUGCAUCUUCAACAAAAAUCUCCUGGGACCUUUUGCAAAUGUGCUCUUGUGUAGUACAUAACCUGCUGCACUACCUGUACAGCUCUAACCUGCUCUCCACUCCAUCUGUGGUUUAAAACUUCUCGUCUUGUAGUUUGUAGAGGGCUGAAGAGGACUAGACUGUACCAGUGCCUAAGUGUCUAUUUUAUUGCACUCCAUGUGUAUUCUUUAGAUGGUAUUUAUUUCCAGUAAGUGUUUUAAAAAAAAAAAAAAAGAGAAACCUCUGUGUUCUUCAGAGUAACUUCCAGAGGUUAAAUUACAUGCUGAAUACGUGUAAUUGAAAACAGAAUGGAAGUGAAUUGUGUGUACCUUGGUCGUGAUUUAAAUUUGUUCCUAUUGUGUGGUGACUAUUUAAGCACAGCAUUGAACUGCAGUUAAUUCCAUGGCUAAGUGGGCAAUUCUCAUCAGCUUUUUCGUUGUAAGUUAUUUUUUUCAAGAACUCUGACUGUAACUUUGAGUUCAAGAUUUGGUACUGGAGCCUUCAUUAAACUGCUGUAAACCUCC
Molecule: messenger RNA, 2888 nt
Organism: Lepidothrix coronata (blue-crowned manakin)
Lineage: Eukaryota; Metazoa; Chordata; Aves; Passeriformes; Pipridae
Gene: POMGNT2
Product: protein O-linked mannose N-acetylglucosaminyltransferase 2 (beta 1,4-)
Exons: 6
Coding region: 670-2406 (578 amino acids)
Biological process (GO): protein O-linked glycosylation via mannose
Cellular component (GO): endoplasmic reticulum
Molecular function (GO): protein binding; protein O-acetylglucosaminyltransferase activity
Source: RefSeq, a predicted model, not a curated record